GAGGCCGUUUUUUAACCCUCGUAAAUCUGCUGUUUUUUUUUUUUUUUUAAAUUGUUAUCAUGUAAAGUUACGAUACUGAGAAGGGUGUGAGCACAUUUAUUUCCAGUACCAAAGGGGUUAAAAUCCUUGCUGCACGGUCUCAUGUCUCGUAAUAUAUUUAGAUACACUGUCAGUUCCCAUAGAAAUACACGCAAACGCGGAAAUAGUGUAUAAAACAGCUAAAUAUAUCGCCCAGUUUCAACAGAAAAGCACUGAAGCGAAACUCCAUCAUUUAAAGGUUGAGUCGUUUUCAUAAAAUGUGGAAAAGUGAAGGCAUUUCGUUACCCAAGGACAUGCAUGAGCUACAGAGCCAGCUAAAGGCAAUAAUGUACACUAUGAACAGCAAGUCAAAGCUUGCAGAUAUCAUGAGUACCCCAGUGGGACAGUACCUUGAUGGCCACCCCUUUUUUGCCCUGGCCCUGCUGGUGUUUGGUGCCAUGGCAACAGUACCCGUUGGCCUGUUCCUGACCUUCGCUAUUGUCACGUUUGUGACUGCCUCUGUUGGGUUUAUCUUCCUGCAAGGGUUCCUGCUGUCGCUCGGUGGAAUAGUCCUGCUGUGUGUGCUCUGUGGUCUUGCCAUCAUUGCCUUUGCUGUGUCUGCCAUCUUCAGUGCCUUUUACAUCACUGCCUCCAACGUGCUUGACUAUUACUACAGCCACCGCCUACAUGAAGCAGAACAUCAUCAGAAGCCAUCCAAGUUGUGAGAGUGAUGCCUCUUCCUGUCCUAACCCAGGUUUUCAGAAACAGAAAGGACAGUAACAGCGGAGCCAGGAUGCUUUUCCACAUCUGUUAGGAGAACAUUUUUGAGUCUGCUUUGUGUGUGUGUGCGUUGUUUGUGGGUUUUUUUUUUUUUAAAGACUUGCAUCUCGGUUUAAUCUUAUUAUUUAACACUUUCAUGUAUUUGUUAUAUUGAACAAACCCAUUUUGGCAUUAAUUGUAAUAACACCCAAGAGUUCAUUAGCUGAAAUAAUUGUUAUAUGUUUCUGUGUAAUCGCCUUAUUGUUUCACAGUUCAUUGUGAACUGCAGUGUGGAAUAUAAUAGGCUUUAAUCAGCUUUCAUCCGAAAGCACCAGCAUUAAGAAGCUUUCUUAGUUUUUACAUGUAGCAGGUAAAACCAUCCAACGCCAUUGAUUACCACCUGUGCGUUACUAAAUAAAAUGCACCUAUUACUAAGAAGCAACCUAGAAUGUAUGCCAAACCUUACCUUCUAUUAUUUAAGCAAAAUACCCAAAACAGAAAAUUGUUGUGAAUGUCUGUCUGUCUGUCUCUCUCUCUCUCUCUCUCUCUCUCUCUCUCUCUCUCUCUCGGAGGUACAAAGGGAUGUUACCCAGUUUCUGGUGAUCAGGUCUCAGGCAAGUUUUCAGGGGUUAUUGACCUUAGUUGUUUGGAAGAUUUUGAGAUAAUGACACAUAAUCUGUUAAGUCUAAUAAUAAGAUAUGACCAAGGUUAUGGAAUGUGAUGUUAUAGUCCCAUUGUUAUCUGUUACUAUCAAUGCUCAUUAUCCUUGCAUUACCUUGUUACAUUUUGAUCACAUUUUGCACUGGAUAAUUUGUGCAGUUUAGUCACCCUCUGUAUGCCUAAAACUAAUGUAUUCCUGCCUUGUACCCAACAUGUUUAUAAAUAUUAUUCUAAAUGCCUUGUGUAAGUACAAUUAAAAUUGCACUAUUUCCUGUUGUUUUUUAAUGUUAAAAAACUGUUGCUAAAUGUCAUUAUGCUAUUAAAUAUUAUUCUUCUUUAACGAAUUUGAAAGAUGUUUUCUAGAAAAUAAACGUUUGUUUUCAUUCUA
This is a messenger RNA of Acipenser ruthenus (sterlet), 1825 nucleotides long. Its product is annotated as lipid droplet assembly factor 1-A-like. Lineage: Eukaryota; Metazoa; Chordata; Actinopteri; Acipenseriformes; Acipenseridae. Bases 297 to 743 code for a protein of 148 amino acids. The transcript is spliced from 5 exons. The record is from RefSeq and is a predicted model, not a curated record.